Molecule: messenger RNA, 1256 nt
Organism: Camelina sativa (false flax)
Lineage: Eukaryota; Viridiplantae; Streptophyta; Magnoliopsida; Brassicales; Brassicaceae
Molecular function (GO): phosphatidic acid binding
Source: RefSeq, a predicted model, not a curated record
UGUAAACAGAGGAAACCAAAAAUACUCAUAACCUUUCGUUUUUCAGAGAUCCCAAAAAAAAAAAAGGAGUGAGUACGAACUCUACAAAAAACGAUGCCGUAUUACACCAACGACGACAAUGACGUCGACGAUUUCGCAGAUUACGAUCCGACGCCGUAUAGUGGAGGCUACGACAUCACCGUAACGUACGGCCGUUCGAUUCCGCCGUCCGACGAGACUUGUUACCCUCUCUCGUCUAGGGCCGGCGACGCGUUCGAGUAUCAGCGACCUAAAUUUUCUCUAAACCACGAUCCUCCUGCUUAUGAAGACCAAGCUCUUAAGACCGAGUACAGUAGCUACUCCCGACCCGGACCCGGUGGAUCUGAUUUUGGCCGGAAACCUAAUUCUGGAUACGGCGGAAGAACGGAGGUUGAGUAUGGUCGCAAACCUGAUUCCGGAUAUGGAGGGAGAGCGGAGGUUGAGUAUGGCCGGAAAACUGAAUCGGAGCAUGGAUCUUGCUAUGGAGGUCACAAGGAUGGUGAUGAAGAAGGUCACAAAAAACAUAGUGGGAAGGAGAAGGAGAAGAAGAAAGAUGGUAAUAUCUCUGAAGAUGAUGAGUUCAAGAAGAAGAAGAAGAAGGAGCAUUACAAGGAGGACCAUCAUGGUGGUGAUUAUGAUGAGAAGAAGAAGAAGAAGAAGGAAUAUGGUGAUGAUGAGGAUGAUGAGAAGAAGAAGAAGAAGAACUAUCAUGAUGAUGAUGAGGAUGAUGAGAAGAAGAAGACGAAGAACUAUCAUGAUGAUGAUGAUGAUGAUGAGAAGAAGAAGAAGAAGAACUAUCAUGAUGAUGAUGAUGAUGAGAAGAAGAAGAAGAAGGAUCAUUCUUAUGAUGAUGAUGAUGAUAAGAAGAAGAAGAAGCACUAUGAUUAUGAUGAUGACAAAAAGAAGAAGAAGGACCAUAAGGACUAUGAUGAUGACAAGAAGAAGAAGAAGAAGGAUAAGCACCACGGCCAUCGUGAUGACGAUGACUAAAAAGGCAUUCUUGAAUUUGGAUUGCAUUCUUAUGACUACUAAAUAAGUAACCUAAGCACACUUCUCUCUACGUUUAUGUUAAUUCUUGUUUUGUUUUUUGCUUCGCAUUUGUGCUAACUUCGAUAAGACCUCAACAAGUCAUAUGAAAUAUGUGUAGUGUGUUUUUUUCUAGCGUGAGAGGACUAAGGCUCUUUUUUGGUGUGUAAUACAAAACAGAACCAAAUCGAGAACAGAGAAUUAAACCACAA